AUGCCAACUGGUUCGGCCCACCAGCAUUACUACUUUUCCAUUGGCAGCGUCGAAGCCUUUGAACGCAAACUAGACGCAGCGCAGGACGAACUUGAAAUUCCGGCAUCCGAACGAGUUCCUGUCGCAUACCACGAGGAAGUGUCUGCGCUCAAUACCAUCCUCACAUUCGCCCCUACUAUUCUCUUAGUCGGCUUCAUCUGGUGGAUGAGCCGACGAGCCAAUAAUGCGGCUGGCGGUGGAAGUGGAAUCUUCGGUAUCGGAAAGAGUCGAGCCAAGCUCUUCAACCACGACACCGAUGUAAAGGUUCGUUUCCAAGACGUCGCCGGUAUGGACGAGGCCAAACAGGAGAUCAUGGAGUUUGUCAAGUUCCUCAAAGAGCCAGCACGCUUUGAGAGACUAGGGGCCAAGAUUCCGCGAGGGGCUAUUCUCUCUGGACCUCCCGGGACUGGAAAGACGCUCCUCGCAAAGGCCACGGCAGGCGAAGCUUCUGUGCCCUUCUUAUCCGUGUCUGGCUCGGAGUUUGUGGAGAUGUUUGUUGGCGUCGGAGCAUCGCGUGUACGUGACUUGUUCGCGACGGCGAAGAAGAAUGCUCCAUGCAUCAUCUUCGUCGACGAAAUCGACGCCAUUGGCAAGUCACGAGGCAAAGGUGGUCAAUUUGGUGGAAACGACGAACGCGAGUCGACCUUGAAUCAGCUUCUGGUAGAAAUGGAUGGGUUUGGCACUGCAGACCAUAUCGUUGUGCUCGCUGGCACUAACCGUCCCGAUGUUUUGGACGCUGCUCUUCUCCGCCCGGGGCGUUUCGACAGACACAUCGCCAUCGAUAGACCCGACGUCUCUGGUCGGUGCCAAAUCUUCCUGGUUCACCUUGCACCACUUCGGCUUUCUCCCUCUAUCACGAACCGCGAAGAGUUCGCCUCCAAACUUGGAGUACUGACACCCGGAUUCUCUGGAGCCGACAUCGCCAACGUCUGUAACGAAGCGGCCUUGCAUGCUGCGCGAAGGGAGAGCGACCAUGUCGAGGAAAUUGACUUUGAGAGUGCCAUCGAACGAGUCAUUGUCGGACUAGAGCGCAAGAGCAGAGUGCUAAGCAAGGAAGAGAAGACGACGGUUGCGUACCACGAAGCUGGCCACGCCAUUUGCGGCUGGUUUUUGGAACAUGCCGAUCCUCUUCUUAAAGUUAGCAUCAUUCCGCGUGGUGUUGGUGCACUUGGUUAUGCACAAUAUCUCCCUGCGGAGAGAUAUCUGCUUUCGCAUCCUCAGCUCAUUGACCGCAUGUGCAUGACUCUUGGUGGACGCGUGUCAGAGGAAAUCUUCUUCGGCAAGGAGAAUAUCACCUCUGGAGCACGCGACGACUUGGACAAGAUCACCAAGAUGGCCUACGAAGCCUGCGCAAGCUAUGGCAUGGACAAGGAAAUUGGCCCGGUCAGCUAUGGUGGACGAGAGGCUCUCAAGGAGAAUUGGCAAAAGCCGUUUAGCGAGAAGACUGGGGAACUCCUCGACUCACGAGUACAUCAGAUGAUCAUGGAUGCCCACCAACGGACCACGGAGCUGUUGACAAAGUACAAGCCCGAGGUCGAGAAGGUAGCCAAGCUAUUGUUGUCAAAGGAGAUUAUCACUAGAGAGGACAUGAUCGAACUCCUCGGCAAGCGUCCAUUCCCGGAGCGAGCCGACGACAUGGACAAAUGGCUGGACAAGCAUCGAGGCGGCUCGGUGGCUCCACCUCCGUUAGAAACUCCUCCAAUCCCGGUCGCGUCUUCAGAGGAGCCGCAGGUAGAACCUUCACGGAUAUGA
Messenger RNA from Serendipita indica DSM 11827, 1791 nucleotides. NCBI's taxonomy places the organism in Eukaryota, Fungi, Basidiomycota, Agaricomycetes, Sebacinales, Serendipitaceae. The record is from the annotation of a GenBank genome assembly.